AUGUUUCGCACGAUCCCGAAUUACCUCAAGGUUGCGGUGUGCGUAAAGCGCGUCGUGGACUACACGGUCAAGGUGCGCGUCAAGGACAACAAGGUGCAGACGGCCAACUCGAAAAUGAGCGUGAACCCGUUCGACGAAAUCGCGAUUGAGGAGGCGAUUCAGCUUAAGGAGAAGAAAAUUGCAGAUGAGGUGGUGGCAGUCACAAUUGGUGGAAAGAAGGCGGAGGAGGUGCUGCGCACGGCCAUGGCCCUUGGGUGUGAUAAGGCCGUGCACGUUGUCAUCCCGGACGCUGCAGUGGACUCCGUGGAACCACUGGCGGUGGCUCGGAUACUUCAAAAGCUGCACGAAGAGAUUAUGCCGGAUAUUUGGCUGCUGGGUAAGCAGGCCGUUGACGGUGACUUUGGGUGCACCCCCCAGCUGCUCGCCGGGCUGUUAGACGCCCCGCAGGGCACCUUUGCCUCCAAGGUGGAGGUGAAGGACAAGAAGGUUACUGUGACGCGUGAGGUGGACGCCGGCCGGCAGGUCGUGGAGCUCUCGAUGCCGUGCGUUUUGGCGGCAGAUCUGCGCCUCAAUACACCCCGGUUCCCGAAGCUGCCAAACAUCAUGAAGGCGCGAAAGAAGCCGAUCGACACGAAGGACGUGAAGGCACUUGGCGUGGACCUCACACCCCACCUCUCAACAGAGACCGUGACUGAACCCGCCACCCGCAAGGCCGGUGUUAAGGUGAAGACGGUGGACGAGUUCUACGACAAGCUGCACGCGGCGAAGGUACUCUAG
Leishmania mexicana MHOM/GT/2001/U1103 is the source of this 777-nucleotide messenger RNA. RefSeq names its product putative electron transfer flavoprotein. The record is from RefSeq and is a predicted model, not a curated record. Gene Ontology annotation, cellular component: cytosol. Bases 1 to 777 code for a protein of 258 amino acids. Lineage: Eukaryota; Euglenozoa; Kinetoplastea; Trypanosomatida; Trypanosomatidae. Gene Ontology annotation, molecular function: electron transfer activity. The transcript has a single exon.